AAGAGUGUGUGAAAGAGAGAGAGAGUGUGAGUUUUUUCCACUUUUUUUUAUUGCUGGUCAUUUGAAAAGGAGCGAAGAGGUAAUUCACCUUAAUUUAUUCUACUGCAAGUUAGAAUAAAUGCCACUAUGUGGUUUUAAUUAUAGUCCCUUCCACUCUUAUGUGAACACAUGAUUCAGUUUUAACAUUCAUGAGUCAACUAGUUAAAACUUUGCUUCACAAAUUGAAGGCGAUCUCGCUCGGGCUCCUUCACGUGGACCUUAACGCUUUUCAAAUUACUGUGGGCUCUGUAUAAUUUUUAAAUUAUUAUUAUUCUCUACUCCUUACAGUUAAGUCGUGUAGCGUUAUUAUUUAAUUUCGUACUACAAGGAGCGCGCGAUGCACAGCUUUCUUUUCGCCGCAACGGUGCUUUUUGCUCACAAUUUCGCCGGAGCCGAACCGAAGGCGAAAUGUUCCGUCAGGUGCGACGUGAGUAGAUGCCCGAUGCCUCGCUGUCCCAACGGCUACGUCCCGGACCGCUGCAGCUGCUGCCCUGCCUGCUCCCUGGGCGAGGGCGCGCCGUGCGUGCGCACGGACGACCCCCGUUGCGGCGACGGUCUGGAGUGUGAGUUUUCCGAGGGGAAGAAGUCCUCAAAGGGGCUUUGCCGGUGUAAGCUGCGUUAUAAGGUGUGCGGCAGCGACGGCAAGAGCUACGGAACACCGUGCAAGUUGGAGACUGCGAAUCGUAAAGCGCUGCGGCGAGGGCUUGCGGCGAUAACCAAGGCGCACAAGGGUCCGUGCGCACGGGCCACUACAGGUCCCACACACCUCAACAGCCUCAGGUACAAGUUUAAUUUUAUCGCCGACGUGGUGGAAAAGAUCGCCCCGGCUGUGGUCCACAUCGAGCUCUUUCUCAGUCAUCCGCUGUUCGGAAGCCACGUGCCGCUGUCCAGCGGAUCAGGUUUCAUCAUGACGGAUUCUGGUCUGAUCGUGACCAACGCGCACGUGGUGACCAGCGGCUCCACGCUAACGGGCCGCCAGCAGCUGCGUGUGCAGCUGCAUGAUGGCCAAACGUAUGAGGCCUCCAUCCGGGACAUCGACAAGAAGUCUGACAUUGCCACCAUCAAGGUGACCCCACAGAGGAAACUGCCGGUGCUGCUGCUGGGCCACUCCGCUGACCUCCGACCCGGAGAGUUUGUGGUUGCUAUCGGCAGCCCGUUCGCUCUGCAGAACACGGUGACCACAGGCAUCGUGAGCACGGCACAGAGGGAUGGCAAAGAACUUGGCAUUCAAGACUCGGACAUGGACUACAUCCAGACCGACGCCAUCAUUAACUACGGAAACUCAGGUGGUCCUCUCGUUAACCUUGAUGGUGAGGUGAUAGGUAUAAACACACUGAAAGUGACAGCUGGGAUCUCCUUUGCCAUUCCAUCAGACCGGAUCCACCGAUUUUUACACGAAUCUCACGACCAGCAGCAUAAAGAUGUGGAAAGCACAAUGAAACGGUUUAUUGGAAUCAAAAUGAUCACCCUAACAGAGGACCUGAUUAAAGAGCUCAAACAGCACAACCCAGACUUCCCUGAUGUCAACAGUGGAAUUCUUGUUCAUGAGGUCAUUCCAAACUCCCCUGCACAAAAAAGUGGGCUCGUGACGGGAGAUGUCAUAGUGAAGCUGAACGGCCACUCAUUGGCCAGCACAGAUGAUUUACAGUUGGCGCUGCAAGAAGACACGCCCCUUCUUUUGGAAGUUCAUCGCGGCGAUAACGAUUUAUUGUUCAACAUUGAACCUCAUUUCAUCAAGCACUAAAAGAAAUGGAAGGCCUUGUUAGAGGAGUGAGACAUUAGAGAAGUAAGACAGUUCUUGCUAUAAAAUUUUGAAACACAAGAAUGAGAAGAUGGAUAGUAAGUAUAAAAGAUGACUGGGUGUCUACAGCCAUCAUCACGAACAUGAAGAUGUGUGCGAGAGGUACGCCAUCAGUCAGGGUACACAGAGCAGCAGCUGGGAAUGCUAACUACUGAAGGUCAUUAUUUCAUGGGUGGCUCUGAAUACCUCUGAAACCACAGAAUACCAGUUUAUAAUGGUGGUGUUCUUGGACAGAUUAGAAUGAUGGAGUGACUGGGCCCAGCUGUUUGUGUUUAUAGCCUAUGUAAACAGCCCUAAACCCUGCCAAUCAGGUAAAACGUUAAAACCUGUAUGACGUACUUUGAAAUUAAGGUGUAAACAUACUGCAGAUUUUGUAAGUGACUGACUGGAACUGGUUCACGCGGCAUUGUAGUCUUCAUUAUUCAUAGGCCCUAUUUUACACACCAGUGCAAGUGGCUCUGUGCAAGUACUGUCGAUUUUCUUUUUUAUGUGCUGUAUUUUUAAAACUAAAACACACACAAAUCCCAGAAUAAAGAUUAUUUAGUCUUUCCCAAUGCCCAGAACCUGCAAAAGACUCAGAAUGUCAAGUCAAUUCAAAAAUAAAAAAUAAAAAAUACAGAUAGGUAUAUUAAGGUAUCAUCUGCUGCUUAAUGCCAUAAUUGUUUUAGAUCACAAAUAUGAAUCUAUUUUCAAAACAGGUAAUGUUGUACUGUACAGUGUUGUACUGUACUUGAAACUGCAUAAAUAAGUUGCACUUUAAUUAAUAUUAUUGUGCAUAAUACACAUGAACUUAGCAGUUCUGUAGGAUAUAUGUCCAUAUAUGUCUGUGUAUGUAUGUCCAGU
Molecule: messenger RNA, 2683 nt
Organism: Electrophorus electricus (electric eel)
Lineage: Eukaryota; Metazoa; Chordata; Actinopteri; Gymnotiformes; Gymnotidae
Gene: htra3a
Product: HtrA serine peptidase 3a
Biological process (GO): proteolysis
Cellular component (GO): extracellular region
Molecular function (GO): protein binding; serine-type endopeptidase activity
Source: RefSeq, a predicted model, not a curated record